Oncorhynchus gorbuscha (pink salmon) is the source of this 1419-nucleotide messenger RNA. Its product is annotated as forkhead box protein P2-like. Gene Ontology annotation, biological process: regulation of transcription by RNA polymerase II. Gene Ontology annotation, cellular component: nucleus. Bases 1 to 1419 code for a protein of 472 amino acids. Lineage: Eukaryota; Metazoa; Chordata; Actinopteri; Salmoniformes; Salmonidae. The record is from RefSeq and is a predicted model, not a curated record. Gene Ontology annotation, molecular function: RNA polymerase II cis-regulatory region sequence-specific DNA binding; DNA-binding transcription repressor activity, RNA polymerase II-specific. The transcript is spliced from 13 exons.
AUGACUAUGAUGAGUCCUCAGCAGAUGCAGCAGCUUCUGUCCCCGGGUCAACUCCAGGCUCUGCUCCAGCAAUGGCAGCACGCUAUCCCGCUCCAGCAGCUCUCUAGGCAGCAGCUAGUGUUCCAGCAGAUCCUCCAGCAGGAGCUGUUCAAAGUGCAAAGACCAGACCUGGCCUCCCACACCUUGUUUCCAGCUGGCUUGAGUACUAUUGAGCUCCAGCAGAUAUGGAAGGAGCUAACCAACAGCACAAUGGAAGAUAAAAGCACAAAGGAUAGCUGUCCAGACCGUAUCAUCACUCUGUCCCCUACUGAACCCGUAACCACAGCCAAAGCAUCAAUGUCAAACACCCACAACUUCCCUACCAAUGGCCAAUCUCUUAGUUCCAGCCCAAGAGAAGGGUCCCGGAAAAUCUCCUCUACAAAGGCCUGGAAGACUGAUGGAGCAUUCAUCAACCCGUACGGCAUGAUGAGCUUGCUGGAUGUGGAUCAAACAAUCACACACUCACUCUAUGGAUAUGGUGUGUGUAUUUGGCCGGGCUGUGAGACUGUUUGUGAAAACGUCAGCCAGUUUAUCAAGCACCUAAGUAUUGAGCACAUGCUGGAUGAAAGGAGCACAGCCCAGUGCAGAGUCCAGAUGCAGGUGGUGCAGCAGUUAGACCUCCAGCUCUCUAAAGAACAGGAGCGUCUCCAAGCUAUGAUGGCCCACUUACAACUGGCCACUUUGCAACCACAGUCCCCUUCCAAACCUCUGAGUUCUGGGUCCGGUGUCACCAUGUCCAAGAGCCUGCCACCACUGUCCCCUCAGAUGCCCCCAUUGGCCCCUGUCGCCUCCCCAUCCUCACCCCGGGGGCCUGCAGGACUCUGCCCCACAAGUGUGGGGGCAAUGCGAAGACACCACUCAGACAAGCACCCCUCUCUCUGCUCUCUGUCUUCAGAAUUGAACCCAAAUCAAGAGAUGUACAGCAAUGCAGAUAUCAGGCCACCUUUUACCUAUGCUACUAUGAUAAGACAGGCUAUAAUGGAUGCAUCGGACAUGCAGUUAACACUUAAUGAGAUAUACAGCUGGUUUACACAGACCUUUGCCUACUUCAGACGCAAUGCUGCAACGUGGAAGAAUGCAAUCCGCCACAACCUGAGCCUGCACAAGUGUUUUGUGCGUGUAGAGAACGUGAAGGGGGCUGUGUGGACAGUGGACGAGAUGGAGUACCAGAGAAGGAGGUCUCAGAAGAUCACAAGAAGCCCAACGCUAGGGAAGAACCUUCUCUCCAGCCUUGCUUAUUGGACUGCUCUUAAUACCAGUUUACAAGAGCAGAAGUCAGUCUCCUUCAUGACCAGUCUCUGUGACGAGAGGGACCUGGAGCUGAUCUAUGCUGCCAUGACAGCAGGUGUUCGCAAACACCUCAGAAGGGACAAAAGCUGA